AUGUCUAAGAACAAGAGUAGAGCUAAGGGUAAGGCUAGAAAGGGGGCUGGUGUAAAAGCUAAAGCAGGUAAGGAGGCUCUUGGCAUGGUCAGGCUGGUAGCCAAGACCCAGGCCAAGGCAGGGUUUGAGACCGGUCCAGUAGCAGAGAAGAAAGCCAGGUCUAAAACUAAGAUUGCUUCUGAGCAAAGGAAAGAACGAGUCCGAUCAGAACCUAAGUCUACGGCCAAAGCCAAGUCUAAGGCCAGUGUUGCAUCCAGGUGCACAUGUAAAGAUGAUUCUGGUAUUGAUGCCUGGUUCUGGGAUGGGGAAGAGGCCAGUAUUGGCUCCUGGUUCUGGAAUGGGGAAGAGUUUGGUGAUGGUGUCUCGUCCUUUGAGGAGGAGUUGAGUAUAGAGCCUGUGACCGAAACCAACUGCAAGCCCAUGCCAAGGGCAGAGGAGGAAGAGGGAGAAGACAUUUUUGGAAACUGGUUUUGGGAUGGAGAUGAGACUAGUUUUGACCCUAAUCCUAGAUCUGUGAGCAGGAUAGUUAAGGCCAAGGUUGAAGAUGGAUUAGAUGAACAAAACAGACCCAAGGACUGGUCUGAGGCAAGUAUCUGGUCCAACACCAUUGCUGAAAUUUCAGCAAUGUUAGCAUUGAGGGCAAGGCCUCCUUCCUACAUUGCCCUGCCCACAGCUAGGAAAAACACCCUUUCUUUGACUGCAGCAGAAGUCAGUUUUUGUGAGGGCACUACCAUAUGCCUGCAGUCAGUACAGGAGCACCCCUUUGAUUCUGAGACUUGCACUCAGACCAUAGAGGAGAUCAGAAGGCAACUCAGGAUCAGAAAGUUGAAUGGGAUUAAGCCAUUUCCUUGUCCUUGCAAGAUGGAGUGCUGCCUGGAUUCUGAGGAAUUUGAAAAACUUGUAGGCUUACUUAAGUCAAAUUCUGAUCCUGUCAUUCACAAAAUAGCUCAAAUUGCAAUGGGUAUCAUUAAAGUUCAUCCAUUUGCCCAACAAUUCAUUAAUGAGUUGGGUGUGCUGACAGUUAUUGAAAGCUUGCUCAAUUUUGAAUCCCCUGAUGUGACAAAGAAAGCUGAAAUUACUCUGAAUCCCAUUUCAGUGCGUGAACGACGGCGCAUGAUUGAUAUACACGUUGUGCACAUGUGUAAGGAAACUGUUUCUUUCCCCUUGAACUCACCUGGACAACGAUCUGGAUUAAAGGAACUGGGACAAAUCUCCACUGAUUCUGACCAUCACUGCAUUGUUUCCUGUUACCUUUCAGAGCUUUUCCACAUACUGGCCCAGGGAAAUCGUAAAACCAGAAAUCUUGUUUUGAAAGUACUUUUGAAUAUGUCUGAAAAUCCCACUGCAGCAAUAGAUAUGAUUGAAACCGAGGCAUUAUCGGUAUUGAAGCUCAUCUUCAACCAGAAAGAGGCCAAAGCCAACCUGGUUUCUGCUGUGGCCAUAUUUAUUAAUAUAAAGGAGCAUAUCCGAAAGGGAUCGAUUGUAGUUGUUAAUCCCUUGAGUUAUAAUGAACUCAAGGCCAUGUUCCGUGAAAUUAAAAUGAUUAUAGAGAAACUGUAA
Chrysochloris asiatica (Cape golden mole) is the source of this 1560-nucleotide messenger RNA. RefSeq names its product protein BHLHb9-like. The coding region runs from base 1 to 1560 and encodes 519 amino acids. Lineage: Eukaryota; Metazoa; Chordata; Mammalia; Afrosoricida; Chrysochloridae. The transcript has 2 exons. The record is from RefSeq and is a predicted model, not a curated record.